Molecule: messenger RNA, 5859 nt
Organism: Porites lobata
Lineage: Eukaryota; Metazoa; Cnidaria; Anthozoa; Scleractinia; Poritidae
Source: the annotation of a GenBank genome assembly
AUGGCGCAAAUAGGAGUAGCAUUUUCUGGUGGAGGAAUUCGGUCAGCAGCUUUCUGUUCAGGAGCCCUACGGAGACUUCUUCAAAAGAACGUUAAGAUAGACUUUCUGAGCUGCGUUUCUGGAGGCGGUUACACAGGAUCCGCUUACGUUGAUUGGAAAUAUAGACAUGAUAAAAAGGAUGACAAGAAAUGGCAUCAGGAUUUUUUCAACCACAUGAGGCAAGAAGCAGGGUUGAUCUGUCAUUGUCAAAGGCCAUGUAAAGCGGUCCUGGAGUUUAUGGCCUUAAUCGCUGUUCUAAUCUUUGUGUCUGUUAUUGUACCUGUGCUUCUCUCGGCUUCGAUAGCGUUUCCUUUGGCUUAUGUUAUAGACUUCCUAUUUGGCAGCAUUCUCAGAGGUGCUGAUCAGUCGUGUUCCCAACAAAUUCAAAACAACCCAAACAUAACCAUCAAACAGUGCAGGGAAGAGCAAAGGUCGCCAGACGCGAUUUUUGAUCGAUAUGUCUUGUUCAUGACACCCGUCUUGGUUGCCUUUCUUUCGCAUGUUCUUAGCGGUUGUAUUCCAAGGGCAAAAAAGCUUUUUCAAUUUUUUACUUAUUUUUGCGUCAUCUUCUUCGCACUUGUCUUUUUUCCUUGGUUCAUAAAUGAUUUUCUUCAUGUUCUUUCAAUUUGGAUGAAAAUCUUGGUUCUUGUUCCUCUGUUUUUCGUUUGGAUUUCUUUUCCCCUUAACCGCACAAUUGCCACACUUAUGAUUGGCAUAUACAUUAUUUCGUUUGUUGUUUUCUGGCGAGUCUACGAGGAGAGCGCUUUGGGUUUUGUAUUUGACGAGAAAGAGUUCGAUUUGCUGCUGGGAAUAUCAAUACUUUUGCAUUGGAUUGGUCCUCCGUUGGUUACCAUUCAACAACGCCUAGGACAUGUCUAUGUAAGGUACGAUUUUCAAAAGACACUAUUAACUUUUUCUAUAGGAACUGUUGAACCAGUCUAAGAACAAAUGUUAGAAAAAAUACUGCCUUUUUGUGGUGUUAUUGAGAAAGGCGAAGGGCAGGAUUGCAAAUUCUAAGUGUCCCGCGUUUGAUCAAGCCGUUAUGAGAUCUUUUAAACGGCAUUAACCAAUCAUUGAUGCAAUGUUGAGUUAGUCGCUAUGAAAUUGGAAAGAAUUACAGUAACCUCUCCCCAAUUGGUCGCCAGCUCUAUAUUACACGGACACCUUCCUAAAAUUACCACUUAAAAUUAUCCACUGCGAUUCUUCAGUCGUUUUGUUUGACUCUCCAUAAUGCAAACACCGAUAUUCAUCGAAGACGGACACUCCGGUCUCAACUAUCCAAAUUGCCAAAGCGCCCACAGUGAGUUGCCUUAGCACUUAAAAUUUUGUGUUAGCAUAGGGAGGGGGGGUUAUGAUUGGGUAACUGUUCAUCCUGGCGCGUAACCCGCCGAAAUUCACCUCGUAAGAGUGAAGAGCUAGUCCGUCACCUACGACCCCAUGCCGUGCUGUUAGUAGAAUCCAACUAUGAAAAAAAUAUAAAUUUUAGUGGAAUUUGUCUUUGCAAUUUUUUGUUUCUGUUACUGAAUCUUUAAGGGAGUUUUUAUUUAAUUUUCGCAAUUCACAUUCUCUUCAUGGCAGGUGGAUUAUCCAGAAGGCAUUUUUCUAUCCAAAGACUGUAGGAAAGUGUGGAUGCGAGGGAAUCAGCUGGCGAAACCUUUUCCUUUACUGUCCAACCUGCUACCAGCCAAAUGGUCAACUAGGAAACAUAAGGUCCAACCAAGCUUUGACGUUAGAUGAUUUAGAUGAGUUUACACCGACGUACAUAGGGUGCACUACGAGUAACCAGUGGAAACGAAGACCUUCUCCUAGAGAAGCUCACUACGAAGUCCUUACCAUGAGUUCGCAAAGUAUUGAGCGUCUUGACCGCCGUCAGAGCGAGGGGGAACUACAUGGAAAGCUGAUGCCUGUCGAUGUGCAUCUAUCUGAUGUGGUAGCUACAUCUGCGUCGGCGCUCAACUAUCACAUGGGAAGCGUGCAGGGAGAUGAGGAACCUUUCAAAGACUUAAAAGUACUCCUUGGGUUGUCAACUGGCUCAUCAAUCGUCUCUGAUGAAAGACACGAGAGAAAGAGGCCCUUCUGCGUUCAGGUAAGGAUUUUCAUUCAAUAGGAUAUAUACAUUGCAUUCUACUUUUUUUUUCAGCGCGGACAACAGUAGAUUACCAACCAGCAAAGUUGAUGCGGUGUGGGUACUAGGCCAAGGACGCGCGGGGGGGGGGGGGGGGAGUUUCUUGGAGAUUGGGGUCCCUUCAAAGUUAUGACUGCCAAUUACUUGGCGACGUUUCCCCCAUUUGUUUUCAGGAAACAUUCGUAACUCGUCGCAGCCUGUACGUCAACGUUGACGUUUCGCUUUCAACCCAGGUUUGACAGCCAGUUCGGCGAACUUUCUAUUUGUGUAUAGAUCAAUUAAAUCAGUACUUAACUCAGCAUUAUUUCAUCAAAAUUAUUAUAUUAGUCAGUGUGAUCCAGGCUCUAGGCUAAACGACAAAUGAAAUCAUCGAUCGCGAUGAAGGCGCAGCUAUUUUAUGAUUGCCACCGGACACGUUCCAAUCGUUUUAUAACUUAAUCAAAUUUAGAAAAGUAAUGGGUUAGCCGCAUAAAGGUUUGGCCAAUAAACUGAAAAAUAUGACUUCUUAAUGGCGCCACUUUAGGUCAUUAUGUUGAAAAAUGAUGUUAACUUUAUUCUGUGAAAAUUUGUUGGCCCUAUAAUUUGCGAAGAUGAGGGAAAGAUUGGGGAGGCUUCGAUUCGUUACUUCCCCGGACCCAGGAGCGCUAAAAGAGCCCAGUCUCGAUAGGUUUGAGACACACGUUUUUGUCUCUUAGACUCUCAGGUUAUUAUUAAUUAUUCGCCCGUCGCACCAAAAAGAUUAACUUAACGCGUAUAGAGCACAGUAAAAUUUUGGGCAACUCCUUACGAAAUGAAAGUGGCUUCGGUAAGUGCAUGCACCACAUUGACUUUGGGCCACUUGUGAACCCAACGAAAAUCAGGCUCAUUCAGAUCCUUAAUUCCAAGAUUCGUCUACCACAACAAUUUCAACAUGUAAGUACAUGAGUGAUAACAUGUUAUUUUCACAUGUGAAGAUAUCAAGUUUUCGCGCGAAAGCUCACUUGGUAUUUCAUUGGUGUUUAUAUAAUAAACGAUAAUAAUGACUCCUAGUUUAUCCAAGAAAACGUCCAGAAAAACUAGCUUUAGUAUAAUUAUGAUUAUCAAUUAACCCUUCACUGGGAAUCUUGCGCUCACUGAUGUUUUUUUCUUUCUUUUAGAUUAUGCCGUUCUUGAUGGAGAUGCUCCGUGGAGUUCCUUUGAUAGUUUUGUUUGCAGCUUAUCUCCGUACUCGCAAUGGAACGUACAUAUUAGCUGGAUUUCUCGUAAUAUUACUCUCUACGAUCGUUUUGUCAUUGAUAUCACUUGUACCCACAGGGAGUAAGCAUCGCGGAAGACUGGAGAGAAUCGCCAGGUAAGUAUGAUGCUUAAUUAUGAAGAAGAAACUUGUGUCAAAUAGAGUAUAAUCUACUGAGUAUAAACAAGCUGUUUACGUCGUUUAACUAUAGUCACUACAAUUUACAAGAUUUUCAUAUAGGUCCCCUGAGCGCCAAUAGCUUAGUUUACGUUUUGAGCGAGUGUCAGAACUCUGACAGAAUCAAAUAGCCCUGAAAAAUCAUCUCCUGUGUUUUUUUUUACAAUUCGAAUAAUGAACCAAAUAAAAGCAAAUCUAUAUUCAAAUGAACUAAUAGAUACCUAUACAACAUAACAGUUUUACAAUCAGUUAUUUAUUUUUUUUUUUUUCGAUGAUCAUCACUUGAUCUUUCUCCUUCCUGGGUACUAUGUUACGAAGCAAUUUAAUGACUUCGAAUUCAUGGCUUGCCACCAAGCGCUACACCGGUAUCGCAGAUGUCAAGGUUCCAGUCCCAGUUUUCAGGCUUUCUUUUUGCAACUGCUUUUUGAAUUAAGACACAUCUUUUCUGCAAUGAUCUCCGUUGCAUUUGUUAGAUGGUUUACUAUCAACAUCCCUGUUGUCACUUACGUGCGCAACGCGCUGCAAGUUACCAACCAAGGUCCCAAUCCUCCAGCGGUUCUAUAUAUCUGAGUGACGGAGGCCAUAUUGAAAACCUGGGAAUUCUGCCUUUGUUAAAGAAGAGGCUGCAGAAAAUUGUGUCCAUAGAUGGUGGACAGACCAUCCUGGACGAAGAUUAUGGAAGCAUUCUUUUGGAAGCUUUAAAUAUGGCCAGGAAGAAGUUGGACUGCUCAUUUUCAGGAAUGGAUGGACGAGAUAUUGCUGAAGAUAUUCGAGAGAAGUUUGUUGAGAGAAUGCCUGGAUCACAGCCAUCAAGUUACAGGUGUGUAUCAAAACUGUCGGAAAUGGGUAUGAAAAGAAUGUGAAAUGAAUGCUCGAACAACGAGCUCGCUAGCUGCACAUUUAAUGAUUUCCUACCCCAGUAAAAUGAGUUCCUUAAUUUUCUUUUCCUUACGCAAUAAUAAAUGAAAUAGUUUCUUGAAUUCUUUGGUACCUGCAUAGGUUUUCUUUGGGGUAGAAGCCCGGGGGGGUACUGCCAUAUAUGGGCUAUAUAGGUAUGUGCCGCUGUGAAGGGUAUGGUUUUCAAGCAGUUUACUCUAGGAUAGGGUAUAUAAAUCAGAGCGUUUGGGUCUAGAAUAGGGUAUCAUUUUUCAGGAAACUGAUCAGUUGGUUGAAGAUUUUGUCUAGACAAGGUAAACAGCUACUCUAGGAUAGGGGAAUUUGGGGAAUUUACUCUAGUAUAGGGUAGCAAAAUUCAGCUGAACUAGCUCUGGUAUAGGUUAAGGGUUCCAGGGUCCCAGCGGCACAUCCCCACCCAGAAAUUCCUAAAGUACCCCCCGGGGGUAGAAGUAAAACCCGGAAAGGGUUCGGUUGUAUAAAAAGAUCCCACUCGACAUGGAAUUGAUUAAAACGAAUAAAUAAUCUUACAUCAUACCUCGAACCGUAAGCUCAAUUUGGCUUCGAUAUUACGUUAUCUUGUACUGCACAAGAGACGUCACUUCCGCUUUUUUGUCUAAAACGUUAUGUGAAUAACGCAAGCUUUUAUUUGCUUGUAUCAAAUUCUUAAUACCCCUGCGUUUAACCACGAUCUCAACGGCAUAUUCCGUUCAACGUAUAAUUGAAUGAAGCCUGCUGUAAACAUUCCAUGCCAUGUCAUGCAAAAUGGAUAUGUUAAUCCAAUCUGAAAGGCUGUUUCCUAAAUAAAACGAAAGUUAAACCCAUACAAUAAGAUGGAAAAAACUGGCAUGGAAGCCAGUCCUGUCUGCAGAGUCAUCCAUUCCUCUGCGAGAGGAAUGCAGGUUUUCACACGUUAUAUAAUGCCCCUUGUUUGCAACUAACACCUCUUUGUAUCCCUAAAUUUGCCAGAUUCAAAGUGCAAUACUACCAAAAAAAUAAUGACAGUGAAGGGAAAACCAAGGUCGAGGAAGGUGAAAUUCUGUACAUUGCUCCCAGACAUCCUAGCAAAGCUGUGAAAACUAAAGAGUAUGUGACGUGGAAGGACGCACUGCAUGACAUAAGUGUUGAACUACCUGCAGAUCAGUGGGGAAACGGGCCCGAAUUAAAGGCCGAAGAAGCCAACCGAUUAACAUUUUGUUGCUGCGAAUGUUGCCAUGGAAAUGCAUAUUGUGGUUUCUCUGAAGCGAUGUGCGAGGCCUUUCCUCAGCAUUCAACAAAUAAUCAGUUUUUUACUCCAAGUAUGUUUUCAGCGUAUCACAGGGAAGGUUACCGUGCAAGUAUGGAAGCUAAAGUAGAGGAGUUUCUGAAUGAAGAAUCCAACUCUUCCCCCUCAGCUGCAUUCAUGGUCUAA